AUGUAUCCUGGGAGUAGCUCGCGAGACCAAUACUCAGCUAAAGGGAAAGAAAUUGUUGUAAUGGAACCUGAGAUUUAUAAACCAAUAGAUGAUGAUGGUGAUUGGGAUACAGAUGAUGAGCUAGAAAUGGAAUUUUUGCAGGCUACACUUCAUGAUCAAAUCAAUAAGGACAUAUGUGAAACGAGGGAUUCUCCUGAAGCUGCCUCAUCAUCAAGUUCUUCUAAUCACAUCACCAACAAAGUUGACCAUUUUGUUUCAAUGGGUUUUGCCAAAACAAUGGUGGUCCAAGCAAUCAAGGAAAAUGGCGAGGAUAACGAAGAUGCAAUACUUAACAGUCUUCUAACAUACUCGGUUCUUGAGAACACUCCUGGAGAUAAUCUUUGUUCGUCUGAGCUGAUGAUGAACACACCUAUACAUGUAGAUGAGGACAAUCUAGAUGACUUUUCAGAUUGUGAUAGUGCUUAUGGAGAUGCAGAGGGAAGUGGCAAAGACAAGACCAUAUCAGUAUUGGUUGACAUGGGCUACGAUCUUGAGGAUGCUCUGAUUGCUAUUGAGAGAUGUGGUUAUGAUGCUGCUAUUGAAGAACUGACAGAUUUUAUAUGUGCUGCUGAAAUGGCGAAAAAUGCUGAUGUGAUAGAGUUUGGAGCACAUACUCAGAAUCAGACUGCCCGGACAGACAAGAAGAGAAAACCUUUCCAAAUCAGUGAGAGACAUAAAAGACCUGAAAAGCGGCCACCAGCAAGAAGGGUAGAAUUCAGCAGUCGUAAAAUGAUGAUUGGAUUUGGGAUUCCAGGCUGCAAUAUUCCUGUAUGUUCUAGAAAACUACCUGAAGAUGUUGUGGGUCCUCCAUACUUCUAUUAUGAGAAUGUGGCCCUUACUCCAAAGGGGGUUUGGGAAGAUAUUUCUCGGUUCCUAUAUGACAUAGAACCAGAGUUUGUGGAUUCCAUCUACUUUUCUGCAGCGGCAAGGAAAAGGGGUUACAUACAUAACCUCCCCAUCCAGAACCGACAACCUUUACUUCCUAUUCCCCCAAAGACGAUUCAUGAGGCACUACCAGAGACAAAGAGGUGGUGGCCUGCAUGGGAUAGGAGGACAAAGCUAAAUUGUCUAUUGACUUGCAUUGGAAGUGCCCAAUUGACUGAAAGAAUCAGGAAGAGGGUCCUAUCUGACGAACCUUCUGAAUCUGAUAAAAAGUUCGUCAUCGAGCAAUGCAAGAAGUGGAACUUGGUGUGGGUUGGAAAGAACAGGGUCGCUGUUCUUGAACCUGAAGACAUGGAGUUUUUGCUUGGAUUCCCAAGAUUCCACACAAGAGGUAUUGGCCGCACUGACAGAUACAAAUCCCUGGGCAACUCCUUUCAGAUCGACACAGUUGCCUACCACCUUUCCGUUCUGAAGCCGAUGUAUCCUAGUGGCAUGAGUAUUCUGUCGCUCUUCUCUGGCAUUGGUGGAGCAGAGGUUGCCCUUCACAGACUUGGCAUCACUUUGAAGAAUGUUGUAUCAGUAGAGAACUCCCCUGUGAGCCGGAAAGUAUUUCGAGAUUGGUGGGAAGAAACGGAGCAAAAGGGUAACCUGGUCCAUGUUGAUGAUGUUAGGAAGGUGGACAAUCUAAUGAUUGAUCGAUGGAUUGAUAAGUUCGGUGGAUUUGAUCUGGUGAUUGGUGGAAGUCCGUGCAACAACUUGGCUGGCGGCAACAGGAGGACCCGAGACGGGCUUGAAGGAGAACACUCAUCGCUCUUCUUUGAGUACUACCGUGUCUUGGACUAUGUCAGGUCUUCAAUGAGAAGUAGAGCAGCUUCAACAUAAUUUUUCUUUUAAUUUUUUCAUUGUUCCAUAAAUUAAGUUACAGUUAAGAGUAUCAAUCCAACAAGUGGCUCUAUUGAUUUUGAUUUAUGUCAUUUUGACAUUGAAAACUUUAUUAUAAAGACCAUGUUAUAUUUCUUGAAUUGACAAGAUGGAAAAGUUUUCUUACAAAA
Beta vulgaris subsp. vulgaris (sugar beet) is the source of this 1973-nucleotide messenger RNA. Its product is annotated as DNA (cytosine-5)-methyltransferase DRM2. Gene Ontology annotation, molecular function: DNA (cytosine-5-)-methyltransferase activity. The coding region runs from base 1 to 1803 and encodes 600 amino acids. Gene Ontology annotation, cellular component: nucleus. The transcript has 8 exons. Lineage: Eukaryota; Viridiplantae; Streptophyta; Magnoliopsida; Caryophyllales; Amaranthaceae. The record is from RefSeq and is a predicted model, not a curated record.